UCCUGUUAUCGCCGCUCGUGUCAACAUUAACAGUUUGGGUCUACAGCUUAUAAAUAAUGAGUAUUUUGUGUAGAUCAAGGAUACUGCUCUCUUCAGUUUGUAGGAUAAAUAGUUUAGUAGAUAAAUCUGCUAUUUCUAAAUGCGUCAGUUUGUUAGCAAAAGCUCAGCGCCACAGAUUUAAUGUUGAUUUAUCAUUAUCCCACCAACACUGGCGUCAGGGAACGUUUCUCGUGUGUGGCCUCGAAUCAAAAAGGUGUUACUCAGUCAGAGGUGAGAGCAGCUUGACAGAAAGACCUGAAAAAUUAGAUGAGGAAACCGAUGUGGAGUCGAAAGGACAAGGAAGGGGCGUCAAAACCCGAAACCAGGAGUUCUCUGAGGUGUUCACCCUUGAUGUCCUGGUGUCUUUGCUGCGUCAGGAAAAUGCGGUGGACCUGUGUGUGAUAAAAGUGCCAGAUCAUGUCCAAUACGCUGAGUUCUUCAUAGUGGUCAGUGGUGUAUCACCAAGACACCUCCGUGCCAUGGCUCUCUAUGCCAUCAAAGUGUAUAAGUUUCUGAGGAAAGACGGAGAGCCACAUGUUAGGGUUGAAGGCAAGGAUGCAGAGGAUUGGAUGUGUGUCGACUUUGGAAAUAUGGUUGUCCACUUCAUGUUGCCUGAAACCAGAGAGGUAUAUGAACUGGAGAAACUGUGGACUCUCAGGGCCUAUGAUGAGCAGCUUAAGAAAAUUCCUGCAGAGUCACUGCCAGAGGACUUCAUACUUGAUACCGAGCUCACAAAGUGACUUUAUUUCUAAUAAUUAAACAAAAUCCAAGGUUAACCAAAUAAUUUAAACUUUCUUGUCAACAUUUAAGUAACUGGUUAGUGGAAAUGUUUCAAAUAAAACAUGUUUUAUUUAAA
This is a messenger RNA of Cyprinodon variegatus (sheepshead minnow), 895 nucleotides long. It is a transcript of the gene malsu1, whose product is annotated as mitochondrial assembly of ribosomal large subunit 1. Gene Ontology annotation, cellular component: mitochondrion. Bases 57 to 779 code for a protein of 240 amino acids. NCBI's taxonomy places the organism in Eukaryota, Metazoa, Chordata, Actinopteri, Cyprinodontiformes, Cyprinodontidae. The record is from RefSeq and is a predicted model, not a curated record. Gene Ontology annotation, molecular function: ribosomal large subunit binding. The transcript is spliced from 4 exons. Gene Ontology annotation, biological process: negative regulation of ribosome biogenesis; negative regulation of translation.